Molecule: messenger RNA, 930 nt
Organism: Saccostrea echinata
Lineage: Eukaryota; Metazoa; Mollusca; Bivalvia; Ostreida; Ostreidae
Exons: 1
Coding region: 1-930 (309 amino acids)
Source: RefSeq, a predicted model, not a curated record
AUGGAGGUAUACAAGUCACUGAGGCCGCAGCCCGAGAUUGUUAGAGACACUAAUGUUAAGCUCGCAGGCGAGGGGGCUGGGAUGACCGCCCAGUACCUCGGACAUUUGAAUCUUCGUAUCGGGGAUUAUGAUUUCGUUCACCCAAUUUAUGUUGCCCCUUUACAAGAUGAAAUGCUUUUGGGAAUUGACUUCUUGCGUGCACACGGUGCAGAAGUUUCAUGUGAAGCCGGUACAUUAAGGGUCAAGGGCAUAGAAACUAUUUUCGCCCUGAGCGCUGAUGAGACAGUGCCAGUACUCGAUGCGGUUUCAGUCCGCAGGGUGCGGGUCCCUCCGCACACUGCCCAAGUUAUCGAGUGCGCCCUUACUUCCGAUAUGCCAGAGUUUAUGCUGGAACCAGCUAGCAUAUUUCCGCCUGGUAUAGUAGCUUCGCGGACAUACAACGCCGCAGGAAACAAAGCCAAGUUACGUAUCUUAAACCUGACUGACAGAAGUCAUAUAAUCAAGACUGGUACUAAAGUAGGGGAAGCUGUUCCUGCUAUGUCUGUUAAGAGUACCGAGCCCACAGUGCGUCGCGUGUCAGCGGAGGGGGAGACUAGUUAUAAACACAUAGCCCCACUCCUAGAUCAGUUAGGUAAGGGUGCGCCUGUGGAAGUGAAAUCUCAGGCUGUAGAGCUAGUUAAAGAAUUUGCUGAUGUCUUCGCUGUAGAUGACCUUGACCUCGGAAAAUUUUCCGAGAUGGAGCAUCGGAUAGAUACUGGCGAUGCACUUUCCGUUAAGCAGCGGAUGCGCCACACUCCUGCUGUGAUCCAGGGGGAGGAAGAGGGUCGUCUAGACAAAAUGUUAGAGGCCGGAGUUAUCCAACCAUCUUCUUCAGACUGGGCGUCUGCCCCGGUUCUAGUCCGGAAGAAGGAUGGUAGUGUCCGCUGGUGA